CCACCCCCCCUCCGCUCUGCCCGCCAUGUUCUGGAGGAGGAGAUACGUGUAGUCCUGGCUUUAGCUGGCUUAGCAUUAGCAGCGCGUAGCUAGGCGGAGGCGCAACAAGCUCCUUGAACGCCGAAAUAAGUACUCUGUCUUGAUUUUUUUUUCCUCCCCUCCUUUGGAAUUAGCCCGAAUAUUUUAUGGGUGUGUAACCCUGGAGUACCAGUAGAGCCUGACGUAGCCCAAAAAUUAUGGUGAUGGCAUGGUCAUGUGUGCAGCCUGCGCUGUGUGUGUGGAGAUGGUUUUAACAGACGCUGUUCUGGAGGACUCAGGAACACUGCACUGGCCUGGAGAAGCCUCAUAAACAAACACACUUUUACACAAAAAGAUUAACACACUGAAAAAGGACACAGACGUGCGAACACAAGCUUCACCUGAAGCACACACACAUUACCGACCAUUAUUGGUGUCCAAGCUCCUCUCCUGUGUGAGAGUGUACUUUUUUUUUUCUUCCUGUCUGUCCCAUCUUCAUCGCCACCAUGUCAAGCACCAUCCGCCGGCAGAUGAAGAACAUGGUUAACAAUUACUCUGAAGCAGAGAAGAAAGUCAGAGAGGCCACGUCUAAUGACCCCUGGGGCCCGUCGUCUUCUCUCAUGUCUGAGAUCGCAGACCUUACAUACAACGUGGUGGCCUUCAGUGAAAUCAUGAACAUGAUCUGGAAGCGGCUCAAUGACCACGGAAAGAACUGGCGCCACGUCUACAAGGCACUCACCCUGCUCGACUACCUGAUCAAGACGGGCUCAGAGAGGGUGGCGUUGCAGUGCAAAGAGAACAUCUUCGCCAUCCAGACUCUGAAGGACUUCCAGUACAUUGACAGAGACGGCAAAGACCAGGGCAUCAAUGUCAGGGAGAAGAGCAAGCAGCUAGUGGUCCUACUCAAAGACGAGGACCGCCUUAAAGGAGAGAGGUCUCAGGCUUUGAAGACCAAAGAGCGUAUGGCCCAGGUGUCCACAGGCGGCAGUCAGAUAGGUUUUGGCCGAGGCUCUUCUCAACCCAACCUCUCCACUUCCUAUAGCGAAGAGUACGGCAGAUCAGAGGGCUCGCCUGCCUCCUACCACGGCUCCACGUCUCCCAACGCGGGUUCAGAGCUGGAGCAGGCCAGACCUCAGACCAGUGGAGAGGAGGAGCUACAGCUGCAACUUGCGCUCGCCAUGAGCAGAGAAGCCGCAGAGCAGGAGGAGCGCAUACGCAGAGGGGAUGACCUGAGACUACAGAUGGCCUUGGAGGAGAGCAAGAAAGAAGGUCCUGGCUCAGCAAAACUGCCCAAGAAGAAGAAAGAGCCACAGUCGUCUUUGAUGGAUCUAAUGGAUGUUCCAGAGCCUGGUGCCACUGCUGACCCGUGGGGCACAGGGGCUGGAGCUGGAGCUGGAGCCGGAGCCAUGGCUGGAGCUGGAGCUGGAGCUGCUGCUGCAUCAGCAGACCCAUGGCAGCCUUAUGGGUCUGCCCCUAAAGCAGCAGCCCCAGUGGACCCCUGGGGUGCCCCUCCUUCUGUCCCACCCCUGAAGAGCUCCGAUCCCUGGGCACCAAACUCCACUCCUGCCUCUGACCCUUGGGGCUCUGCAGCUGCCCGCCCCAAGACUUCCAACACAGGUAACUUUGACCUGUUCAGUGCAUCCAACGGUACGUCCAAAGAAGACUUCUCAGAGUUUGACAGCCUGCGUUCUUCCUCCUCUGUCCCCACUGGUGAUGGGGGCAUAGCAUCCUCUCUCCCCUCCCAGGUCAGUCUGGCUAGCAGCGGCAGCCUGGACCUCUUCGACCCCCUGCCCAACCCGUUAUCUACUUCUCUCACCACAAACCCAACCAGAAAGACUCCAGAGUCCUUCCUGGGCCCUAAUGCCGCCCUGGUCAACCUGGACUCUCUGGUGACCAAACCAGCGCAGCCUGCACCGGUCGUCAACCCAUUCUUGGCUUCAACAGGUGGCUCUGCUCCAGCUCCAGCACCCCAUGCCAACCCCUUCCAAGUGAGCCAGCCAGCUCCUCCCACCCUCAACCAGAUGCGCGUCAGCCCGAUGCCCUCUGGCUUUGCUGCCAUGGCCGAGCCCAUGUCUAUCUCCAGCAUGCCCGCUCAGCCCAUCACCAUGGUCCCCCUGGCAGGGAUGGCCCCCAUGGGCCGCGUCGUACCCGGCAUGGGGGUCGGCGCCAUGGGAGGGGUGGGGACGAGCACAGGGAUGAGCGCGGGGAUCCCGGCCUCCAUGUCCAUGCCCCAGCCGCUGAUGAGCAUGCCCCCCCAAGCCGGGUCGCAGCCCGCCGGAACCACCAAUCCCUUCCUUUUGUGAGAGGCUGUCUGGGGGGGAUAACUUGGCCCAGAGUAACCCUUCCUCUGUCUUCAACUUCAGCUCCUUAAGAAGCUUCAAAACGAACAAGGAGACGUCUUAUCCCAUUUAUCCAUUUAUAACCGACUCCUCUCCAGGUCUCCUCGCCUGGCCUCCUCCAACCUUACCACACUCCCUUCCUCCUCUCUUUCUUCCUCUUUCUUUCUACGCUAAAAGCUGCCUAGUCCUGUGUGUUCCAUACUGAUGUGACGACGACGUUGAUGACCACAAAGACUUUGCUUCUGUCUACAAACUUUAAAGAGUAGCAGUGGUGUUUACAGUUUCCUCACCGAGGCCGGACCGGACCCAGUCUCUCCUCCCUGUCCUCGUCUCAUUCACUCGCCUCCUCUCCCUCACUUCUUCCCUUAGGACUGCUCUUUUCCUCUUCUGUGGUGGAGUGACAGGAGAGUUUGACUGUACUAAUGCCAGGAUCUUAUCUCUUCACUAGAGCUAAUCUUUUAUAAGCCCUGUCAGCUGGUGUGUGUGUGUGUGUGUGUGUGUGUGUGAGUGAGUGCACAUCUCAGUACUUUUACACUGUGUAUAUUCCAGUGAGUUUUACUUACACACACUGGAGUAAGGAUGAGAGAUGGUUAGAUGUGUUUAUACUCUGUGUGUGUUUGUAUGUUUGUGUUACAAAGCAGGAAUUUUGCACAAUUUUUUGCUUUUUUUUUUUUUUUUUCCGGUUUUCUUUCUGCGACUGUUGGGCUCACCGUAACACCUUAGCUUAGGGAGGAAGUCCAGCCGCUUAAAACGACCGAGACGACACACACACUGCCUCGGUUCUUGGUACCACUCAGUCACAACUCUUGUCUGGUCACUUCUUCCCCCUCAACCUUGGACCUUUUUUCUCUGACCCUCCACGUGAACUUUGACCUCAGCGGGUCACAGGAUUUAACAAUGAACGCUUCUCAGAGGAGGUAAACCCCUCUUUUUAACCCCUAGGAGUUGAAAAGAUGAGUAAACGCGGCAGUUGUUUGUUUUGUUUUUUUUGUUUGUAUGUGUGUGUGCGCAUAUGUAGGUGUACUGUUACUGCUCGGAUACUAACAGCUACAUGUCGAUGUAUUUGCCACUGAGUUUUGCCCAGCGUGUGUUUAGAGAAAAGACACGAACUGUGAUGGCAUCAGUAUUUUGCUAUCUGAACAUAUGGAUGCAGCGAGGCAUCUUGGGACAGUUUUUCUUUUAAAAUUUGUUACUAGGGUCAAAGGGAUGAGGGAGGGAUGUGUGUGUGUGUGAGUGAGUGAGUGUGUGUGAGUUUGCGUGGGAGAUACGUUUAGCUUCCAAGUGUACUUUAAUGAACAUUUUUUUUCCAUUUCUCACUCAGAGUUAAGAGGAAACCGACUUAGAAUUUGCUCAAGUUAGUUUCUGAACUGCAACUCAAAAACAAGGGGUAAUUUAGGCAUCAGCAGCCUUAAGUGUGUGUCUGUGUGUGUGUGUGUGUGUGUAUGAAUAUGCAACCAUUUAUCAAGGAAUGUUACUAUGGUGACAAGGUUGCGAAGAAAGCUCCAGGUUUAAAGGGCAUGUCCGCCACUCAGCGUUGUGAAGAGUUUUACCUCCGACUGGAUUUGCUCUGGCUAAUCUAUUUACAAGAACAUUACCGCGUGAACACACACACUCACUCACUCACACACACUCUCGAACGGGGCUGUUCCAAGAUCAGACUAUUGAUAGCACAGGGAAUCCCGCAGUUGUUAAUUUUGUUGGUUACUUUUUGUUGUUAUUUACUCGUUUAGAUGUAAAUCCAUAGCCAAGCCUUUUUCUGAGUUUUGGAGCCGUGUACUAGCUAAAGCCAUGUGUCAUCUUUAUUCACUCUUUUGUCUAUUUUCUGUCAUUCUAGUUUUUUCACCCUAUGGGUAGGCUAUGUAAUUCUCUUCUCUUAGAAGCACAACUGUUACCAAAGUCAUAGCGACUGUGAUUUCUGAGGAUGCCGUACUUUGAGCAGUAGGGUCACACUUCAUUGACAUUUUUCUUUCUUUUUUUUGUUUUUGGUUUAUGGAUGGUAUCAUAGACUCCAUGUUAAAUUGUUUUAUAUUUCAGAGCUAUUUUACAUUUUGUCCAGAGUUUGUGUAAGAAAGUGUUACCAUUUACUGACAGCAAGAUGAGCAUCUCUCUCUUCUAUUGGUUGAGAAAAGUGGGUUGAUGAAUGCCAGCUAAAGAUGAGUUGCAUAUAGACCCUCCUUCUCUUGAAGUCACUGUAGUGUCCUCAGCUCUGUCAGUACAGCUGCCUGUGUUCUUACUGUGGAAGGCUUUUCCCCUCUUUUGGUGUGGGUUGGCGCCCCCUCAUGGUCUGCUGUGGUAUGAUAGCUACACCGCAGGACCGUGGACAUUUCCACUUAACGCAGACCUUCAUUUCUCUCAGGCAAACGGAGGGGCAUCUCCAACUGUAUGUAUGAAUUUGAUGAUAAUGCUGAGGGUGGUGGUGAUGAUUUUUUUUUUUUUUUUAAUGCUUGGGGGUCUUGAAUGAAUGGAUGUUACACUUGCAGACCAGCAAACAUUUUUAAUCUCAACUAAAUAUAUGCAAAAAUUGGAGUUGGAAAAGUGGAAAAAAAAGAUAAGAAGACUUAAUGCUCGACGUGUUUCGCAAAGUCAGAUUUGCUAAUAAAGUCUCGUUUAUGGGAAGCUACGAUGAUGUUCUAGCUGAGACGUGUCACUUUCGCACUUGGCCUGUGUUUCACUGCGGCCUGACCUUAAACGUUACUCCAGCGAUUGUGGAAAAGUUUGUUAUUGGUGCAUUUAAACAAACAAACAAAAAAAAAACAAGCCUUUACUGUUUUUGAACAAUUUGAGCACUCCCAAACAGUCAGACGACACUGCAGUUGAACACUUUUUCUUGAUCCCUGGCAGCAGUUUCACAGUCGUGGCUAUGGUGCAGUGAAAAUGUGGCCUGUGUGUAGCGAGCUCCUCCGUGUUACUUUAUGUAUUCACUAUGCUUUUAUCAAGAGGACUAACUGACCUUACGGGCUGUCUGUCUUUAUAUGCAUAAACAGCCUCCUUUAUUCUUUUUCAUGUCUGUCUAGUUACCCUUCUCAUAGUACUGGGAGCAGGCUGCUUUGUUUUUUUGUUUUUUUUAUUGGAUACGUGCUCAACCCGUUGGCAUUAUAACUGUAUAAUAUAAUUUAUCAUUUGUACUAUUGUAACAUACUGUUCUUCUGUAUACCUUAUUAUUCUGUGUAAUGGGUUUUUGUAGGAAAAGUCAUUGUGGUAUUUUAACGGCAUCUAAACAAACGAACGCAGCAGGCCGCACCCUGUUGGAUGAGGACAACUGUAGCUGCAUCGGUUCAAAAUAAAAAUGUGUAUCACUUCA
Molecule: messenger RNA, 5658 nt
Organism: Stegastes partitus (bicolor damselfish)
Lineage: Eukaryota; Metazoa; Chordata; Actinopteri; Pomacentridae
Gene: epn2
Product: epsin 2
Exons: 10
Coding region: 525-2321 (598 amino acids)
Biological process (GO): endocytosis
Cellular component (GO): clathrin vesicle coat; plasma membrane; endosome
Molecular function (GO): clathrin binding; phospholipid binding
Source: RefSeq, a predicted model, not a curated record